GCGCGCGCGCGCCCCCACACCCUAUCGCACGAGUACAGUAGGUGAAUCCGGACGUACGGCGCACGAGUGAAAUGACCUAUCCCGAAACCGACCUGCCGCGAUAAGAGAGCGAGUCUCCCGGUUGUGAUCUCGCUAAUCGGUGCUUUCGAGUGAGUGACACGGCGAAUGUACGAGAACCCGCAAUGGACAUUGUAAUGGCCCAAAUUACAUUAAAUGGUUGUCAUUCGGGCGCAAAGCGAAAUGAACAGUAGUUGACGGAGCCAGAACCCUUCGACCGUGACCUGAGCGACCGUUCGCCAAAAUGAAAAACAGUGAGGAGUGUUUACCUCGACUUUGAGUCGCUCUAGUGGAAACAGUGUGAUAUUUGUGAAUCUUCGUUAGUUAUAAAACUCUGAAAGAACGUCGCGAACAGUGCUCAAACGAAAUAGAAGAAACCGCGGCAGACCCAUUCGAGGCGACGGCGGCCAUCGCAGGCAUGGGAAUCAAAGUCAUGAUGAAAGCUUUCAACAAGCCGAAAGACAUCCCGUCACAGGUGCCACCCCUGACGCCGGGUACCAAUAAGAAGAUGGCCGAGGCGCUGAAGGCUACCUUCGCCUCCUGGGAGAAGGAGCAGCUGCGUCUCGGCGUACCCAAAGAUCCUCGUCAAUGGAGCGAGGCGGCGGUGGCGGCUUGGCUGCGUUGGGCGGCGCGAGAGUUCUCCUUGGAGGGCGUCGCGUUGCAGCAGUUUGCUCGCGCGCAGGGCAAAGAUAUCUGCGCCAUGGGCAGAGAGGAAUUCGUAGCUCGAGCGCCGGCCUUCAUGGGAGACAUCCUCUGGGAACACUUAGAAAUACUUCAAAAAGACGUGGAGAAGGAGCGGUCGCUGCUAGCGAACGUGCCGCCCAACAUGUACGAGAGCAACGUGUGCCUGCCUGAGCUGCCCGACUACGUGCCGCCUCCUGCUCAUCACUACAACAACAAUAACAACACCGGAGGCUACACGACGGGCGGCCCUCGCGACGGCGGCGGCUACUACGGCGAGAGCGGCGGCCCACCCCCGGCGCCCACGGCGUCGUCACCCCUCGAGGAGUUCUACCCCCCGGAGUACCCGCCCCCCGCGGCCCCCGCGCAGCCCUACCUCGACGACUACUAUCACCACGCUCAUGCGCACACGCAGCCCCUCAUUGCGCACGAACACAAAUACCAGCCACACUCCUACACCAAGCCCUAUCCUAGAACGACGGGCGCGCGUUACGGCGAGGUGUACGGCGAGGCGUAUCCGGAGUACGGCGGUGCGUGCGCAGAGUGGGGCGAAUGGGCGAACGAGCAGCAUCCGCUGCCCCAAGAUAAGCUGCCCUAUCCCGCGGCCGGACCUUGUUUCACCGGGUCAGGUCCCAUCCAGUUGUGGCAGUUCCUGCUCGAGCUGCUCACGGACAAAAGCUGUCAAGGAUUCAUCUCGUGGACCGGAGACGGAUGGGAGUUCAAGCUCACCGAUCCCGAUGAGGUGGCGCGGCGAUGGGGCAUCCGCAAGAACAAGCCCAAGAUGAACUACGAGAAGUUAUCCCGCGGCCUUCGCUACUACUACGACAAGAACAUCAUCCACAAGACGGCGGGAAAGCGAUACGUCUACCGCUUCGUGUGCGACUUGCAGAGUCUGCUCGGGAUUUCGCCAGAGCAGCUGCACGCGAUGUACGAGCCCAAGAUGGAGAAGAAGGACGACGACUGAGCCCGUCUCCGUCGCACGCCUGACGCCUGACACCUGACACACAACAUUCGACAACCGAGCCGCAUCGAUAGCCAGCAUCGCUUAUUAUUUAUUCCUUGGACUCGAUCGAGGCGAUCGGUCGUUCAAUGAAACGUUACUCUUCACAGACGAAGUCGGAUUUGAUCUCAUUCGUGAAUGUCGUGUGGAAAUCCGUUCACCGCCGUGCCUUAACCCGCGAUCGUCGUCAACUCUGCCGAAAUCCGUUUCUCGUGUCUAUCGAAUGUGAAAUUUAUACAUAAAUUAGGAAAUUCAGCUAUCGAUUAACAAUACUGUAAAUAUAAGUUAAAUUUGUUACUUUAUAAUAAUUAAUUAGCUAUUAUAUCAUAGUAGACGAUAAGUGUUGUACGUUUGAUUCGCAAAUUGUUGCAAUGUGCGGUUAAACUGAUAAGAUAUGUGAUGGACAUAACUAAAUUUUAUUACUUAUCGAAGAGUCCAAAGACCGCGCGAAUCUUUCGUUCGCCGAAGGGCCUACGAUCGAACGCCGGCUGACGUCACUUGUCCUGAUCUCGUGGUAAGGGAUUGUAAUGUCUUACUAGUUAUGAAAUUAAUUAGUUGUAUUAUUUUCAAUUUUUAUAGCUCCUAGCGUAAACCGAAGAUAUUUCGAUAAGUUUAUUUUGUAAAGUAUUAUUCCUCCAUCAAUAUUAUACCGAGGUGAUUGCUUUUAGUCGUAAUUAUCCAGUUUUUACUUUUAUAUGAAGGUGCUGAGUGUGUGAGGUGGCUGUUUUUUCCGGCGAUGUCUUCCCGUUUAUUGUAAAUUGUGCGUUAAAACCCCGAUGAAAUGCUCUAACUACCGAUCAGAUAAUGUAUGUAUUGAUGGAAGAUUUGAAUUUAAAAAUAUAUAUAUUUACGAAA
Pieris brassicae (large cabbage white) is the source of this 2593-nucleotide messenger RNA. It is a transcript of the gene pnt, whose product is annotated as ETS-like protein pointed. The transcript is spliced from 10 exons. Lineage: Eukaryota; Metazoa; Arthropoda; Insecta; Lepidoptera; Pieridae. Gene Ontology annotation, biological process: regulation of transcription by RNA polymerase II; cell differentiation. The coding region runs from base 476 to 1702 and encodes 408 amino acids. Gene Ontology annotation, cellular component: nucleus. The record is from RefSeq and is a predicted model, not a curated record. Gene Ontology annotation, molecular function: sequence-specific DNA binding; DNA-binding transcription factor activity, RNA polymerase II-specific.